This is a messenger RNA of Zasmidium cellare ATCC 36951, 855 nucleotides long. RefSeq lists its product as uncharacterized. Gene Ontology annotation, molecular function: enoyl-CoA hydratase activity. Bases 1 to 855 code for a protein of 284 amino acids. The record is from RefSeq and is a predicted model, not a curated record. Lineage: Eukaryota; Fungi; Ascomycota; Dothideomycetes; Mycosphaerellales; Mycosphaerellaceae. The transcript has a single exon. Gene Ontology annotation, biological process: fatty acid beta-oxidation.
AUGUCGACCUCGCAAAAUCGAUCCCUGAAAUUGGAGCCUGUCUCCGGCAGUCAGCACGCCGUUCGGUUGACCAUAUCAAACCCGCCCAUCAACCUCACCAACUCGGUACUUCUCGCAGAACUCCAUGGAUAUCUCACCUAUCUCGAGAGCAACCCGGACAAAGCGCCCAAGGUGGCCGUCAUUUCAAGCGAUCACGCCGACAUUUGGGUAUCUCACCUCGACCUCCAUAUCGUCAGUGCACAAUACCCCUUGCCAUCGAGUGAAGGCGAAUCCGGUCAUUUUCUCCACCUGCUAGGCCAUAUACUUCGACUUUUCAGGACGUUUCCUGUCUUGUUUGUCGCAGAGGUCAAUGGUUUAGCCGUCGGCGGUGGCAAUGAAUUCGCUGUGAACAUGGACAUGCGUUUUGCUGGACCAGCGGCACGAUUCGGGGUACCUGAAGUAGCAGGAGGCAUUGUCCACGGCGGCGGACUGCAGAGUCUGACCAAGUUGAUUGGGCCUGGGCGAGCAUUGGAGAUGAUGACAUCUUCUCGAGCCCUAACGGCUACAGAGGCAGAGAAGUAUGGCCUUGUCAAUCGCGCGUUCAGCACAGCGAACGAGCUCAGGAAAUAUGUCGACGCUCUCGCCGCGAGGAUCGCCAAGUUUCCUCAAGGUGGUAUCGCCGGCACGAAGCAGGGUGUACGAGAGUGCUUGGAUGGCGUGGGCUCCGUGAACACGGACAUGCAGCGUUUGGGACAGCUUGCUCAUACUGGAGAUGCUCAAGGCUCCAUCAGCAAGUUGAUCGAGUUUGGGGGAGAUCAGUCGAAGGGUGACUUUGAGCUGGGGCUACCAGACACUGCGGAUCAGCUUUGGGUCUGA